Molecule: messenger RNA, 3005 nt
Organism: Megalops cyprinoides (Indo-Pacific tarpon)
Lineage: Eukaryota; Metazoa; Chordata; Actinopteri; Elopiformes; Megalopidae
Gene: phc3a
Product: polyhomeotic homolog 3 (Drosophila)
Exons: 15
Coding region: 69-2957 (962 amino acids)
Cellular component (GO): nucleus; PRC1 complex
Molecular function (GO): zinc ion binding; protein binding
Source: RefSeq, a predicted model, not a curated record
UGACGCAUUAGAACAUGAUUGGGACGGUGACAGCCUGAUCCAGUGGCACGGUCACUCCGAGAUGGGUCAUGUCUAAUAUUAAUUCCAGCCAGCUUCCUGACCCCGCCGACUCGGGAAAGACCGACAGACAGAGUCCUGGAGAGAUGGACAGCGAGACGACCGUGACCGCCACGACGGCCGCCGCCGCCGCCACUACCAGCGCCUCCACCCCCACCCCCACCCGUACCCAGGCUCCCCCCACCUCUCUCUACAGCGCCCCCACCGACAGACAGGCCGUCCAGGUGAUCCAGCAGGCCAUGCAGCGGCCGCAGAGCAUGGCGGCGCAGUACCUGCAGCAGAUGUACGCGGCGCAGCAGCAGCACCUCCUGCUCCAGACCGCAGCCCUGCAGCAGCAGCAGAGCCUGGCCGCCGUGCAGCAGACCACGCUGUCGGGAAGCAGGCAGUCGCCCUCCCCCUCCCCCUCGCCCAACGGGAGUGUCGCCCCGUCACCUGGAGUAUCGCAGGCCCCGAUCACGCUGCCCAGUUCCCCGGUGACAGCCCAGCUCAUCAGCCGCUCCCAGAACUCCAGCUCCACCGCCGCCGGGGGCGCCAUAUCCCAGCAGGCUAUGCUCCUGGGCAACGGCUCGCCCACCUGCAGCCAGGCCCAGAUGUACCUGCGCACCCAGAUGCUGAUUCUGACUCCUGCUGCCACGGUGGGGGCGGUGCAGUCUGAGCUGCCAGUCAUUUCCUCUGCCUCCUCUCAGCCCGCCUCCACCCAGGUGCAGAGUCUGGCUGUGCGGGCCAACCCCCCCAGUGCCCCGCCUGCAGCGCAGAGCGUCCCGCUCAAGGCCUCCUCGCAGGGGACGGCGCUGGCACCCUCGCUCCCCAAAAUGUCCAUAUGCCCUCUGAGGCCCAGCCAGCAGCCAGAGUCCUCGGAGAGCAGCCCUGGGAGUGAGUCCCGGGCCACGGAGGUCGCCCGCCUGCCCUCUGCCCAUCAGCUCAUUGUGCCAACAUCGUACUCCCCCAUCCAGCCUCAGGCUCUGCUGAAGCACCAGCUGCACUGCACACCUGGCCACAAGGGAGCACACCACCAGCUCAUCAUACAGCAGCCUGCCGGUGCCCUCAGGCAGGUCCAACCCAUAGCCCUGCGGGUCACGGCGCAAGAGACUCCUCCCCCCUCCCAGCACUGCGUCUCCAUUCAGACCCUGACCACGCCCACCGCGGCCACUGUCCAAUCGCAGCACUGCGUGGCCAUCUCCACAGCGGCCCUCCCGACAGAGCCGUCACAGUCCGCCGCGCAGCAGCAGACCGUGGUCGUUUCCCCCGCAGCCCCUCAGUCGCCCACCUGCCAGUCCCCGGCCAUCGUCAUCCAGCCCCAGGCCGCCCUCGUCCAAUCGCAGCCUCCGCCUCUGCGGCUCGGCCCCGCCCAGUUGCCCUCGCAUGUCGAGUCCCUCCCCCAGACCGCGGCCAUGACCACCACCACCUCGUCCGCUUCCCUCCAGGCCUCCCAGCACGUCUUCCUACCUCAGGCCACGCCUCCCCCUCCCACUGCCCCACCCUCAGCUCCGCCCACCUCGGUGCAGCCCCUCCCCCUGCAGGCCCUGGCUGUGCCGUCAGGGCAGGUGCUGCUGUCCGAGGAGGAGCUCCCCGUGGCCGAGGCGCUGGUCCAGAUGCCCUUCCAGAACCUUCCGCCUCCUCAGACCAUCGCGGUGGACCUGAAGGUUCAGCCAGCUGCCCCCACAGAGCCCCCAGUGCAGGGGCAGGAGCUGUACGAGGUUCAGGGGACGUGCGCAGAGGAAGCGAGAGAGGAUGGCCCCACGCAGGCACGCAGGAACAGGACGCCGACUCCUCCAACUCUGUCGCCACCUGCCAGGCCGGAGGGGAACUGCGAGGACUCGUCUGCCCACAAGGACAGCAAUACAGCGGUUUCUGUUUUUUCCUGCGUAACGUCGACGGGCAGCACCUCUGUGAUACGGUCCCCCGGAGAGUCCCCUUAUGUCAACUCCUCCCCCCCUCCCCUCCUGCCUGCAGUGGUAAGAAGCGCCAGCCAGCCCCCCCCAGCCAGCCUCCCAGGGGGUCCUGAGAGCCAGCCCCCACAGGCGAUCGUUAAACCCCACAUCCUCACACACCUCAUUGAGGGCUUCGUCAUCCAAGAGGGGCUGGAGCCGUUCCCGGUGAGCCGCUCCUCCCUGAUGGUGGACCAGCAGGCCUCGCUGCCCGACACCCAGGAGGUGAAGUCCAACGGCGGGCAGCAGCAGCCCUGCGACGCCCCCAUGGACACCGAGCCCCCGGAGAACUCCACCGACUCGGACAUGGAUGACGCGCCCGCUGCCGAGGCAGACGGGGCGGAGGAGGGGGCCGUGGGCGUGCUGGAGUGCGAGUUCUGUGGGAAGAGGGGGUACGCGCACACCUUCCUCAGAUCCAAGCGUUUCUGCUCCAUGAUCUGCGUACGACGGUAUAACGUCAGCUGCACCAAACGCAUCAGCUUGCUGAAGGCCGAUAAAACGGGACGUUGGCCCCGCAGGACGGAUGGGAGGCGGGGCCGUCCCCCGAGCCGGCCUGACGGGGGCUCCAGAGAGCACUUCCUCAGACAGGUGGACGUCCAGCCCUCGCGGGAGGAAGAGGAGGAGGAGGAGCCCCCAGUCCCCAUGACGACAAGGCUGCGGCGGCAGACGGAGCUGGAGCGGGAGCGAGAGCGGGAACGGGGCCUGGUGAGGACGAGGGAGGCCUCGGGCGGCCCCCCCGGCAGCCCAUCCGCCGCCCACUCCAACCCCACGCUCUGGAGCGUCCAGGAAGUCUGGUCUUUCAUAUACAACCUGCCAGGGUGCCAGGACAUCGCUGAGGAGUUCCGCCUGCAGGAGAUCGACGGCCAGGCCCUGCUGCUGCUCACCGAGGAGCACCUGAUGAGCGCCAUGAACGUCCGCCUGGGCCCGGCGCUCAAGAUCUGCGCCCGCAUCAACUCCCUGAAGGAGAGCUAGAGAGAGAGAGGAAGAGAGGGAGAGAGAGAAGAGAGAGAGUGAGAGGGA